AAAUCUCAACGUGAAAGUGAACCGACGUAAGAAAAUCUGGAAAGAAUAGAAACUCAGUGAAAGUUUUUUGCAGAGAAGCUGUGAGUUCUGAUUCAGAGCUGAAGAAAGCUAUUGAGUGAAGCAAAGCAUUUUUUUUUUUAAGGUUUCUUAAAUCAGGAUAACCGUUAGGAAAUACUAAAUUCUAAGCUGAUCUCUUCACUGGACUUUCUCUUUCUGUAUCGCUGUUUUCCUUUUUUAAGUUCAAGCUCUGUCAGCUGUGAAACUCUGAACACCGUUUCUUAUGUUAGAGACUGACCGAAGAACCCUUAGAAAUCAUGUUCACUGAAGGACUUGACAACAAUGCCCUCAAAUGGGUUCGAGAGAAGGAACUUCCAUAUUCCAAUUCUAGCUUAAGGCCUCGAAUGGAUCCAAUUACCAACAUCAGUAACGGUGGCCGGAAUAUUGGCUUGCCACCGCCAGCGAAAUUCAGAAGUGGCCACUUGCCGGUGACGGCGAUUCCGGUGACUUCCACUACUUUAACCGGUGGCGACGACAGUGCCUCUGCUUCUGAAAAUGACGUCACCACUGACUCGGAGGACGAUACUGUUUAUGGAGGGAGGUAUUCUCUUGAUUCUUCUCCUCAAGAUGAAAGAAUUCCUAAUGGAACUGCUCUUAGAUAUGGAAAUCCAGUCCAAAGGCGGCCGCGAUACGCCACUGCCAGUGAUUACACAUAUUCAGAUGUUAGCUCGUCGAGGGAGACGCUAAUGGGAGGGAUAGGAGGGAAUUUGGGGGACAGGUUAGGGAGAGGGAAUGGGAGAUAUCCUGUUGGGAGGGAUGGUUUUACUGAGGAGGAUGAGUCUUCCGAUUCAGCAGGUAGCUCUGAGUUUUCGACUACACAAGUGGGGAGUAUCAAUGGUCGAAUUCCUCGGAGUAGGACUUAUGUUUCAGAAGGAUAUGCCUCAAGUGUGCCUUCUCGGGUUAAUGUGGAAAGUGCAGCUGGAAAGGAUUUGAACUCUAGAAAGCUACAACAUGAAAAGUUCUCUGAUGAUGAUAUUCCAAGUGCACCACCAUUCUCAGGUUCAGUGCAGGAAGUUAAACAAGAUGCUGAGCACAUAGCAGCGUCUGAAAUACAUAGCACCCCUCGUGCAGCAGAUUCACUUGAUCCAAAAAAAUUCAAAUCCAUCUCUGGAGUUAAGCCAGAGCAAAAUAUGAGCAACCGGAAAUCUGAUGAGUUUGUAAGAAGUGGUGCCGGUGCAGAAACUGCCACUGCAUCUUCAGGUGUUCAUCCAGCUCGUGUCCCAACAUUUCAUGCAAGUGCUCUUGGACCUUGGCAUGCUGUAAUUGCCUAUGAUGCAUGUGUUCGACUUUGCCUUCAUGCUUGGGCUAGGGGUUGCAUGGAAGCUCCAAUGUUUCUGGAAAAUGAAUGUGCUCUGUUACGAGAUACAUUUGGUUUGCAACAAGUCUUGUUGCAAUCAGAAGAGGAACUAAUGGAAAAGCGCUCUUCAGAGCUUACCAGUGAGGCAGCUGCCCCAAAGCCCCAGAAAAUUAUUGGCAAGAUGAAGGUGCAAGUGCGCAAAGUUAAAACAACAUUGGAUCCGCCAGCUGGCUGUAGUAUGUCAUCGCUUAGUCUUAGGGCACCGGUGAUUAAGCUGGAGGCUAUACGGUAUCGCUUGUCCAAUUUUCAAUCAACAAUCUCUUCAAGGUGGCAAGCUCUUAGAAAGAUUCGUGUUGCACCUCGUUUGCCUGCAAAUGGUUCUUUCUCACGCCAAAGUUUGGCAUAUGUGCAUGCUGGAACUCAAUAUAUAAAACAAGUAUCUGGACUGCUGAAAAUUGGUGCGACAAGUUUACGCAAUAGUUCAUCAUCAUAUGAAAUUGUGCAAGAAACAUACUGUUGCACGCUAAGACUGAAGAGUUAUACUGAAGAAGAUGGCGUAAGGAUGCAACCUGGAUCUGGUGAAACACAUGUCUUCUUCCCGGAUAGUUUGGGAGAUGAUCUUAUUGUUGAAGUUCAGGACUCCAAGGGGAAGCAUUUUGGCCGUGUCCUUGCACAAGUGGCUAGUAUUGCUGAAGACUCGACUGACAAGCUGCGCUGGUGGUCCAUUUAUCGUGAGCCAGAACAUGAACCUGUGGGCAAGCUGCAGCUCUAUAUAAACUACUCAACGAGUUCAGAUGAUAAUAGUCAGCUCAAGUGUGGUUCUGUUGCAGAAACAGUUGCAUAUGACCUUGUCUUAGAAGUUGCAAUGAAGGUUCAGCGUUUCCAACAAAGGAAUUUACAGUUGUACGGUUCAUGGAAAUGGCUAUUAACUGAGUUUGCCUCAUAUUAUGGAGUUUCUGAUGUCUACACCAAGCUACGGUAUCUUUCCUAUGUAAUGGAUGUGGCUACACCUACUGCUGACUGCCUCACAUUGGUGCGUGAAUUGUUAAUGCCUGUUGUUAUGAAGGGCCACAGUAAGAGCACAUUGAGUCAUCAAGAGAAUCGAAUUUUGGGAGAAACCAAAGAUCAGAUUGAGCAAAUUCUUUCUCUAGUUUUUGAGAACUACAAAUCACUUGAUGAAUCAGCAUUCUCGGGCAUUAUGGAUGUGUUCAAGCCUGCAACAGGGCUUGCAGCACCUGCACUUGAACCUGCUGUCAAACUGUAUACUCUUCUACAUGACAUAUUAUCUCCAGAAGCCCAGACAAAUCUGUGCCACUAUUUCCAGGCUGCUGCAAGGAAGAGAUCAAGAAGGCACUUGGCUGAGACUGAUGAAUUUGUUACCACCAACAAUGAACCCAAUUUUAUGGACCCUGUUGCUAUGUCUACCGCCUACCAGAAGAUGACAUGCCUUUGCAUGAGCAUUAAAAAUGAGAUAUUCACUGAUAUUGAGAUUCACAACCGACAUAUACUUCCCAGUUUUAUAGACCUUCCAAAUCUGUCAGCAUCUAUAUACAGCACAGAGCUUUGUGGUAGAUUACAUGCAUUCCUUCUUGCAUGCCCACCAUCUUGCCCUUCACCACCUGUGGCAGAACUUGUUAUUGCCACAGCAGAUUUCCAACGGGAUCUUGCCAGCUGGAACAUAAGUCAUGUGAAAGGUGGAGUGGAUGCAAAGGAAUUGUUCAACUUGUACAUCAUGAUAUGGAUUCAAGAUAAGCGGCAAUCUCUACUCGAGUCAUGUAAAUUAGAUAAGGUAAAAUGGUCAGGGGUUAGAACACAACAUUCUACUACUCCGUUUGUUGAUGAAAUGUAUGACCGACUGAGGGAGACCUUGAGUGACUACGAAGUCAUCAUCUGCCGAUGGCCUGAAUAUAUUUUUGUGCUGGAAAAUGCUAUUGCUGAUGUUGAGAAGGCAAUAGUGGAAGCUCUGGAUAAGCAGUAUGCAGAUGUAGUAUCUCCUUUGAAGGAAAAUUUGGCACCUAAGAAAUUUGGCCUGAAGUACAUGCAGAAACUUGCUAAACGAUCUGUAUGCUCCUACACUGUUCCUGAUGAGCUGGGCAUUCUGUUGAAUUCUAUGAAGAGGAUGCUUGAUAUUCUACGUCCCAAGAUAGAGACCCAGUUCAAGUCAUGGGGUUCUUGCAUCCCUGAUGGUGGAAACACCGCCCCAGGGGAGCGUCUUAGUGAGGUCACAGUGAUGUUGAGAACCAAGUUCAGAGGGUACCUGCAGGCUGUUGUUGAAAAACUUGCUGAGAAUACCAAAUUACAGAACUCAACAAAAUUGAAGAAGAUUCUCCAAGAUUCUAAAGAAACAGUGGGAGAGUCUGAUAUACGAGGCAGAAUGCAGCCAUUAAAAGAACAGCUGACAAAUACAAUAAAUCACCUUCAUACUGUUUUUGAGACUCACGUUUUCAUUGCAAUUUGCCGAUGGUACUGGGAUCGGAUGGGACAGGAUGUUCUCAGCUUCUUGGAAAACAGGAAAGAAAAUAGAUCGUGGUAUAAAGGUUCCAGAAUUGCUGUAUCUAUUCUGGAUGACACUUUUGCAUCACAGAUGCAGCAGCUCGUUGGCAAUGCACUCCCAGAAAAAGACCUUGAGCCACCAAGGUCUAUCAUGGAGGUGCAAUCGAUGCUUUGUAAGGAUGCUCAUAAUCACAAGGACAACUCAUUCUACUACUAGGCACAGUUAUAUGGGUAGAUAUGAUUGAGCUGGAAGCACAUCACAACUAAAGCCUUGGAGGAGGUUGAAGAAGACCUUGGAAGAAAAAGUUGCCAUGAGAUGAGAUGAUCUCAGUGGCCUUCUGGAAAAGGAGAUGACUGAAUUUGGUCAUCUGUAUAUGUAGGACACACUUCCGGGAAACUACCUACUAGCUAGGUCUUACAGUUUUGAAAGGGAGCAAGUGACUCGACUGCUCUAAAUUUAUAGGUCUGCUCUCAUAAAUACAGAUAUUUAUAAGUAUAAAGAAUACUGAGAAAAUUGAAAUUCUUUGCCCUCA
This is a messenger RNA of Theobroma cacao (cacao), 4380 nucleotides long. RefSeq names its product pesticidal crystal cry8Ba protein. The record is from RefSeq and is a predicted model, not a curated record. Lineage: Eukaryota; Viridiplantae; Streptophyta; Magnoliopsida; Malvales; Malvaceae.